Molecule: messenger RNA, 696 nt
Organism: Mus pahari (shrew mouse)
Lineage: Eukaryota; Metazoa; Chordata; Mammalia; Rodentia; Muridae
Gene: Ctxn1
Product: cortexin 1
Exons: 2
Coding region: 249-497 (82 amino acids)
Source: RefSeq, a predicted model, not a curated record
CGUCGCCAUGGGAACAGCCGCGGCGGCCGGGCUGGCGCGCGCGGCUCUCCUCCCUCGGUCUCCACCGCUCCAGGGGCGGGUGGGGUGGGGUGGGCUGAGCCGGGGCUGUCACAGCCUCCGCCGCUACCGCUGCCACCCGGGGAAGACCAGAGCAAAGCAGCGCACGAGUCCCGAGAAAGAGAGAGAGAGAGAGGGGCUGCAGGGCGGCCGGUCCCCGUCUAGGACCAAGGAGCGCGGCGAUGUGAACUAUGAGUGCGGCGUGGACACUAUCACCGGAGCCUCUGCCGCCGUCGACGGGGCCCCCGGUGGGCGCGGGCCUGGACGUCGAGCAACGCACGGUGUUCGCCUUCGUGCUCUGCCUGCUCGUGGUGUUGGUUCUGUUGAUGGUGCGCUGUGUACGCAUACUGCUAGACCCCUACAGCCGCAUGCCCGCCUCGUCCUGGACCGACCACAAGGAGGCGCUCGAACGUGGGCAGUUCGACUAUGCGUUGGUGUGAUGGGGAACCAGUCCGGGGCAGGUCCUUAGAUUCCCGCAAGGGUCAGCCCCGUGGAGGGGUGCCACCANCCUGGACUGCGCUCAGGGUUAUGCCUAGAUGCCCUAGCUCGGAGUUGAGGGUGUUCGAAGAAGUCCAGUCCUUACCCACCUUAGCCACCCAUCUUCCUUCCUGGCCAGGCCAGAACCCCACCUGGUGCCUU